Molecule: messenger RNA, 3956 nt
Organism: Numida meleagris (helmeted guineafowl)
Lineage: Eukaryota; Metazoa; Chordata; Aves; Galliformes; Numididae
Gene: GABRA6
Product: gamma-aminobutyric acid type A receptor alpha6 subunit
Exons: 10
Coding region: 174-1571 (465 amino acids)
Biological process (GO): signal transduction; chloride transport; gamma-aminobutyric acid signaling pathway
Cellular component (GO): dendrite membrane; GABA-A receptor complex; neuron projection
Molecular function (GO): inhibitory extracellular ligand-gated monoatomic ion channel activity; transmitter-gated monoatomic ion channel activity involved in regulation of postsynaptic membrane potential; GABA-A receptor activity
Source: RefSeq, a predicted model, not a curated record
CCCGCCCAGCACGGGCAGAUCGCGGCCCAGGGCCGCGGGGACGGGGCCGAGCCAGCCCGGCUCUGCGUCCUCACCCGGCGGAGCCUCCGGCCGAGAGGGGAAGGAUGAGCGCCCAAACUUGCUCCAGGUGACGGAUCCGAGGGCACCUGAGCGUCCUCGCGCGGACCUGAGGCAUGGCUUUGCUUAUCGCUUGGCUAUGCGUCGCUGUGAGCAUCGAGAAGGCGCUGGGGGGCCAGGGCGACGGGGGGGACCUCUACUCGGAAAACAUCACUCGCAUCCUCGACAAGCUGUUGGACGGCUACGACAACAGGCUCCGGCCGGGAUUUGGAGGCGCUGUUACAGAAGUCAAAACGGACAUCUACGUGACCAGCUUCGGGCCGGUGUCCGACGUGGAGAUGGAAUACACAAUGGAUGUCUUCUUCCGGCAGACGUGGACUGAUGAGAGAUUGAAGUUUGGUGGGCCAACUGAAAUUUUGAGAUUGAACAAUUUAAUGGUCAGUAAAAUAUGGACACCAGACACGUUUUUUAGAAAUGGAAAAAAAUCAAUUGCUCAUAAUAUGACAACUCCUAACAAACUUUUCAGAAUUAUGCAGAAUGGAACUAUUCUUUACACAAUGAGACUAACCAUUAAUGCUGACUGUCCUAUGCGGCUGGUGAACUUCCCAAUGGAUGGACAUGCUUGCCCUUUGAAGUUUGGAAGCUAUGCUUACCCAAAAAGUGAAAUAAUUUAUACAUGGAAAAAAGGACCCCUGCAUUCCGUAGAAGUACCACAGGAGUCUUCCAGUCUCCUCCAAUAUGAUCUCAUAGGACAAACUGUAUCUAGCGAAACAAUUAAGUCUAACACAGGUGAAUAUUCACUUCAGCUGCUCUAUUUCCAUCUCCAAAGGAAAAUAGGCUACUAUCUCAUUCAGACAUACAUUCCAUGCAUCAUGACUGUAGUCCUGUCUCAAGUUGUGUUUUGGAUCAACAAAGAAUCUGUUCCAGCAAGAACCGUGGCUGGAAUUACUACAGUUCUAACAAUGACCACUUUAAGCAUCAGUGCACGCCAUUCUUUGCCCAAGGUGUCCUAUGCUACUGCUAUGGAUUGGUUCAUAGCUGUGUGCUUUGCCUUUGUCUUCUCUGCACUUAUUGAGUUUGCAGCUGUCAACUACUUUACCAAUCUUCAGACUCAGAGAGCAAUGAGGAAGGCAGCAAGGGCAGCAGCACUGGCAGCAGCACUAUCAGCAGCAACUGUACCGGCAGAGGACGAGAUUGUCUCGCAUUCUGACUCCAAUUGUAACCUGAAGAAGCGAGUAAACUCUGUAACAUCUCAGGCAGAUCAGUCUCCUGAAGCCAGCAUAGUAUCAAACAGUGCAUCCCAGUGUCAACCUGUGUGUGCUCCUCCACCAGCCCCCCCAGCACCACCACCUGUUGGAGGCACAAGUAAAAUAGACCAGUAUUCUAGGAUCCUCUUCCCAGUGGCAUUUGCAGGAUUCAACCUGGUAUACUGGGUUGUUUACCUUUCAAAAGACACUAUGGAAUUUUUUGAACCUACUGCAAUGCACCUUCGGAAUGAUCAUCAGAUCAACUAAAGAACAGCGCAGUGCUUAAAAAAAAUCACUGAAGGUCUUGUGGAGUUGAAGUGACUUCAAAGGAAACAAGUGCUCUCAAUUUUCAAACACUGAGUAUUUAUACUGGAUAUCACCUGGAAACAAACUCUGGACAAAUAAAAAAGAAACUGCACAGAGUUCUAACAACAUUUUGAUUUCUUAUGGUGAUUCUACUAUGAAAAUUCUUGUUAAAUUAUUUUGUUCCGUGGUCAAAGAAAAGAUCUGUAUCUGUUGUAGUUCUGUUACAAAUAAUAGAAUGUUUACAUUGAUACAAAAUAUCAAUAAUGGGAUUAUUUCUCAUAAGUGCAAUGAGGAUUAUUUAAGGAAGCCACAUUCAAAACUGGUAUAAAUUAGCAUUCUUUUACUGAAAUGUGAGGAGCCACACUAAUGUGCAGUUGAAAUUGGCCCCAAAAUAAUGCUAAAAAAUCCCGUGAAAGGGAUUUGCAAUCUCAUCACAUUUUUGUAACAUUUUCAUAGAUCAGAUGAACAAUGAAUCCUGAUUUUCUGCAAUUUAACUUCAUAUCCUCUAGUCUCUGAGGUAAUAGUUGUGGGAAAAAAAUGAACAAAACAGAAAGGAUUGGUUACGUACUUUAGCUGGUUGGUUACACUAUUUUUGUUGCUGUUGAGGGUGACCACGGAAGUUUACAGUCUAAAUAGAAGCAAUUUCUGGGGAGGAUCUGGAAAUACAGCACUGAUGCCAGGGAGUUUUCAUGGUCAAAAGCUGAAUGUAUGGAAAGAUGCAGCUACCCAUCAAGCUAAGUGCAAGAAAGUCUUGAUAGUUAGUUAGGGAACAAGUUCUGUUUCAACAGCUGAUUCUUCUGACCUGGGCAUAGCAAACUCCUGAUAACUUUUUUCAGAGGAACAUUACUGCCAGCAAACUCAGAGCUGAAAGGCAGUGUAUAUUAUUUUAUUUCUCACUCUCAACAAAAACAGUCACAUAAUUUAUUUUCCAUCUCCAUAGACCUUCUUAAGUACACAAUUAAGAAAGAUAUGCCUAAUCAAAUCAAACUCAGGCCACCUUUGUUGCAGGUGUAAUGGACACUGGUGAGAAUCAAAAGCACACAAAUCACAUGCAGCCAAAUAUAAAUUGAGGGAUUCUGUCCUAAAAUUAAUUGAAGUGUAAUAUGAAAUGCUACACUGAUUUGGAAAAGUCAAGGUAUUCUGCUUUGUCUAAGUAAAUAUCUUAGUCACUGAAAAAGUACUGAGGGGCUGGUUCAUCAACCCCAGCAGAUUGUCAAGUGCUCUGUUGGCUUCACUGGCAGUAACUACCUGAUAAGCUAGCUCCAACUUUUUGUCUCAUGUUUCAAAAGAAGCAUGUAGCUUUUACUAGCGUAGUAGCUGCACUGAACAUGUGAAAUCACUAUUCUUCAUGUUGCAUGACUUAGUUGCAGACAAUUUAAGUAGACCUGCAUCAAUAUUAACUGAUGUCAUGUUUGUAAUUUGUUUUUUUCCUGACUGGCAGCAGGCUAGUGCACUUGCACACACUUUUAAGUGCUCUGAAUUCUGCCUUCACUUUGCUUUGAAACCAAAAUUGUCAAAGUCUUUCCCGUUUUUGAACUGUAAUAUUUUUUUCAAAUUGAAUUAUGAACAUUGCAGAAGUUCAGAUUUUAUAAUUUGUAAAUACAUCUACAAAAAGCAAAUUGUGCUGUAGAGACUCAGAUGUUAUUCUUUUUGGUUUAACCUUACUCGUUCUUGCUCUGGAGACUGAUCAUCUAUUUUGAAUACACUAAAGUCUGUUACAAAGUUUUCAGAAUACUUUAGAAUUGGUUUAUGCACAAAAUGAAAAUGUUAUGGGGAAAAUAAGUUACAUUGAAAAAGCUCAAAUUUAUAUUGGAUAUUCAUUGCUCAAAAGAAAAUGAAUACAAAAAUUAAAUACGAAUUUUAGAGCAAAUGCAGAAAGUUAUUAAAUAGUCACUAUUUCCUUGAAGCGUGGUACUUCAGUAUAUAAAAUUAAUUUCUAAUUGUAAAGUCCUAUCAUCACCAGCUUUUGGUGCUUGAUAUAAUGUUUCAAUAUGACCACAAAGAAUGUUUUUCUUUGUUUGUUUUAAAGGCGUUUUUAAUGUGGACAAGAUAUAUAAGGGUUUGUUCUCCACAGUUGUUUGAAUAGUAGGAAGGGUCUAUGUAUUUAUCCUCUUAAAUACUUUGUAGAGACAGAGUUCGUAUUCAAUCAUAUUCAACAUCAGUGAUGCUCAUAAUGUCAAGCUGUAUCUUAGAAUAUACAAAAAUUAAUGUCAGUUCUUAAAAAUCCUGGUUAUGGUUCAACAAUAACCAAACAAGGUAUGCAGUGGAAAGAGCAGACAGAUAUAAACGUAUAUAUAUAUUUGCAUAUGCACAUAUAUACAAAUAACAUAUAUAUUUCUCUAUUUA